Fusarium vanettenii 77-13-4 is the source of this 531-nucleotide messenger RNA. RefSeq lists its product as uncharacterized. Gene Ontology annotation, cellular component: cytosol. Gene Ontology annotation, molecular function: acetoacetate-CoA ligase activity. The transcript has 3 exons. The record is from RefSeq and is a predicted model, not a curated record. Bases 1 to 531 code for a protein of 176 amino acids. NCBI's taxonomy places the organism in Eukaryota, Fungi, Ascomycota, Sordariomycetes, Hypocreales, Nectriaceae.
AUGCGAGUUUGUCUCACACGACUGACACUCGUCGAUACAACACGCCCCGCUCAUGGAGACUUUAUCAGCAGGAAUGCCAAGACCAAGGGCUACCUAGUCCAUGGUCGUAGCGACGGUGUCCUCAACCCUGGUGAAGUUCGGUUUGGCACUGCCGAGAUAUACGACGUGGUCAGCAGAUUCACCGAGGUGGAUGACAGCAUCGCGGUAGGCCAGCGGCGACCCCAGGACCAAGAGGAGCAGGUUCUGCUGUUCGUCAAGACGAGGAAGGGCGCAACUUUUGAUGAGGCGCUGGAGUCCAAGAUCCGCGGUGCCAUAAAGACGUUGCUGAGCCCGAGGCAUGUCCCGGCGCAUAUUCUUCACGUCAGGGACAUUCCGUACACCAUGAGCGGUAAGAAGGUUGAAAAGGCCGUGAGGAGCGUCGUGACACGGGAGAGAGUGCAGAACGUUGUCGCGAUAAGCAACGCAGAGCGUUUAAAGGAAUACGAGAAGUAUGCCAGCCUGCCAGCUACAACGUGGGUCGCAAAGCUAUAG